AUCAGCACCACACUACCAAAACCAAACCAGCAAACAGCAAACAUCACCAAGGUUCUUUCUUUUACUGGAUAAAUCGCUGGACGAUCAUCAUGGGUCGUAUGCACGCACCAGGAAAGGGUAUCUCCCAGUCAGCUCUACCCUACAGACGAAGUGUACCAACAUGGUUAAAGCUUACUCCUGAAGAUUGCAAAGAUUUAAUUUUCAAGCUUGCCAAGAAAGGUCAUACUCCAUCACAAAUUGGUGUUAUUCUUCGUGAUUCUCAUGGAGUUGGUCAAGUUCGUUUCCGUACUGGAAAUAAAGUUUUACGAAUUGUUAAAAGUAUGGGACUUGCUCCAGAUCUACCAGAGGAUCUUUACUAUUUGAUUAAAAAAGCUGUUGCCAUUCGUAAACAUUUGGAGCGUAAUCGCAAGGACAAAGACAGCAAAUUCCGUUUAAUUCUUGUUGAAUCACGUAUCCACAGACUGGCCCGUUAUUAUAAAUCAAAGGGAUCACUUCCACCAACAUGGAAAUAUGAAAGUUCAACAGCUAGUGCUCUUGUAGCUUAAAUAUCCACUUACAACAAAAAUAAUAAAUAUUUCAUUUAAAUAUAUAAAUA
Microplitis demolitor is the source of this 595-nucleotide messenger RNA. It is a transcript of the gene RpS13, whose product is annotated as 40S ribosomal protein S13. The coding region runs from base 90 to 545 and encodes 151 amino acids. The record is from RefSeq and is a predicted model, not a curated record. The transcript has 3 exons. Gene Ontology annotation, biological process: translation. NCBI's taxonomy places the organism in Eukaryota, Metazoa, Arthropoda, Insecta, Hymenoptera, Braconidae. Gene Ontology annotation, cellular component: cytosolic small ribosomal subunit; nucleolus; ribosome. Gene Ontology annotation, molecular function: small ribosomal subunit rRNA binding; structural constituent of ribosome.